AUGACGGAUUUCCGUCUUCCGACGGCGAUGAAUUUAUGGAACGCAGAUGAUAACGCCAUGAUGGAUGCGUUCAUCAGCUCUGAUAUGUCUUCCUUUUGGGGUAAUCCUACUACUACGGCAGCGCCGUCUGCGGUUCCUCCGGCAUCGUCCUCUGCGUCCACUUCUACAAAUGAUCUUCAUAAGAUCGCCGGCGAGUCACAGCCUUUUAAUCAGGAUUCUUUACAGCAACGUCUUCAGGGGUUGAUUGAUAACGCUCGUGAUUCGUGGACUUAUGGGAUCUUCUGGCAAUCGUCCGCCGUGGAUUACACGAGCCCCUCGUUUUUAGGGUGGGGCGACGGGUAUUACAAGGGGGAGAUCAACAAGCAAAAAACGACGACGUCGGUUAGUUCUUUGGCGGAGCAGGAGCACCGGAAGAAGGUGCUCCGGGAGCUGAAUUCAUUGAUAUCUGGCACACAGAUGCCGGAGAACGAAGCCGUGGAUGAGGAAGUUACUGAUACGGAGUGGUUUUUUCUCAUCUCGAUGACGCAGUCGUUCGUCAACGGUAGUGGAUUGCCCGGUCAGGCGAUGUUCAGUAAUCAACCUAUUUGGAUUGCCGGCCGGGAGCGGUUAUUGGCGUCGCAGUGCGAGCGUGCACGGCAAGGUGAGGGUUUCGGAUUGCAGACGAUCGUCUGUAUUCCGUCUACAAACGGAGUUCUUGAAUUAGGUUCAACGGAGUUGAUUUUUCAAAGUUCAGAUCUCAUGAAUGAGGCCAGAGUGCUAUUUAAUUUCAGUUAUAGCCCUCCAGAUUUGACGCCAAUGAACCCGAAUCAGACACCCGGAGGUGAUACUACUGAUCCAUCGUCGUUGUGGCUAACCGAUCCAGUAUCUUCUUCUGCCGCUGCCACCACCACCACCGUAGAAAUGAAAGAUUCUGUUGGUAUCACCGCAGUAGCCCCUCCGACGACUGUAAUCCCAUCAAAUAGCUCAGUCUCAAAGCAAAUCUCCAUCGACAACCCUAGCUGCAGCUCGUUAACUGAAAACCCUAGCUCUGUGAUUCACAAUCCCAAUCGUGAAUCCAUCCAAAAUCAAGGAUUGUUCGGGAGCAGAGAAUUAAAUUUCUCAGAAUUCGGAUCUUACGAUGGAAGCAGAAACGGGAAUACUUCUCAUUCUUGUAAGCCUGAAUCUGUCGAACUCCUGAAUUUUGGUGAAAGCAAGAAGACGUUCGCCGGAGGCGAAGAUAACAGCAACAAAAAGAAGAAACCCCACGAAGGUAUGCUCUCGUUCACCUCCGGCACGGUUAUUCCACCAUCGGAGACUGUAAAAUCCGGUGGAGCAGAGCUAGAUCCAUCAAUCGGAAGAGAGGCGGAGAGCCGACUAGUGAUGGAGCCGGAGAAACGACCAAAAAAACGCGGUAGAAAACCGGCAAACGGCCGGGAAGAGCCAUUGAAUCACGUGGAAGCCGAGAGACAAAGAAGAGAAAAGCUAAACCAAAAAUUCUACGCCCUUCGAGCCGUCGUCCCCAACGUUUCCAAAAUGGACAAAGCGUCUCUCCUCGGCGACGCCAUUUCUUACAUCAACGACCUCAAAUCAAAGCUUCAAAACACAGAAACCGAUAAAGAAGAACUGAAAACCCAGCUUGACGCCAUGAAAAAAGAGAUAUUAUUAACCAAAGACUCCCAUCAAUCAUCUUCUUCCACCGUCUCACCACCGGAAGACUUCAAAUUAACACCCACCCCUAACCCAAACCACCCAAAAAUCACAGAUAUAGACAUAGAUAUCAAAAUCAUCGGCUGGGACGCCAUGAUUAGGAUUCAAUGUAGCAAGAAAAACCACCCUGCCGCCCGUCUAAUGUCGGCGUUGAAGGACCUCGAUCUUGACGUCCACCAUGCGAGUGUAUCGGUGGUCAACGAUUUGAUGAUGCAACAAGCGACAGUUAAAAUGGGUACUCGAUUUUACACUCAGGAGCAGCUCCGAUUAGCGUUGACUAACAGAGUAUCGGAUCCGAGGUAA
Lactuca virosa is the source of this 1989-nucleotide messenger RNA. The record is from the annotation of a GenBank genome assembly. Lineage: Eukaryota; Viridiplantae; Streptophyta; Magnoliopsida; Asterales; Asteraceae.